Rubroshorea leprosula is the source of this 496-nucleotide messenger RNA. NCBI's taxonomy places the organism in Eukaryota, Viridiplantae, Streptophyta, Magnoliopsida, Malvales, Dipterocarpaceae. The record is from the annotation of a GenBank genome assembly.
CUGGAAGAAAGCCCAGAAAUUUUGAGGCACAGUCUCCUGCUUGAUUCCUCUGUGAAACCUUUUAACACCAUAUGCUUUCUUCUCCUCACCUAAACACGGAGCAAUCACAUGAGAAAUCCAGAUCUGCGUUCCAGGUUCCACUCUGUCGUCUGAUGGUCAUUGCGCGAGGCGGUCACGAAAGCUGCUGUUCUCUAAUUCUUAGAGAAAUUGAGCAUGGUAACAUUAAAGAAAAUAGUGAAAUCGAGCAUGGUAGCAUUAAAGAAACCAAAGAAAUGGAAGAGGACAAAGGAGAUAGAGAAAUGAGAGAGGAUAAGGAGGAAGAGAAAGAACGGAAGAAUAGAAAGCCAACACCGGUGGCGGGGAAGGGAAAAAGAACACCGGUGCUGUAUAACGGAGGAGAAGAGUGACGUAUGCGGUUAUGGAGAGAAAUCGGGGAAUUAGGGAAGACGAUAAGAUAGUAGGAAUUUUUUGUUCUUAUUAAAAGAUCAUUUUAACU